Messenger RNA from Zingiber officinale, 1881 nucleotides. Its product is annotated as probable C-terminal domain small phosphatase. Gene Ontology annotation, molecular function: phosphoprotein phosphatase activity. The transcript has 9 exons. The record is from RefSeq and is a predicted model, not a curated record. Bases 362 to 1777 code for a protein of 471 amino acids. Lineage: Eukaryota; Viridiplantae; Streptophyta; Magnoliopsida; Zingiberales; Zingiberaceae.
CGCUUCUUCUUUUCACUCGCCUCUCAAUUUCUCCUCUCUCUCUCUCUCCGAUUCCGGCCUCCUCGAGCGGUAGAGAGAGUGAGGGCGGGCGACGAGCUGGGAACUUUGCCAUGAUUCCAGGUAAAUAUCCAGACCAAAGGGAAAGGUUUAUUGAGAGGAGAGCAGCAUGACACAAGGCGAUCAUCACAUCUUUCUUCUUGUCUAAAGAAGGAUAACUUCCGACUGGCAUUGAUUUUUGUUGUAUGUACAAUUAGAAUAACUGGAGCUCCUUCCUUUGGCAUUUUAGCUGCCAUGCCAUUGUUCUGGGGUUAAAUCACGUUUAUGUUCAUCAAGUUGAACUCUGGUAGACGCUGUAGCUCAAAUGCCAGGAUUGAGCAUGAAGAGAAAAUCAAAUGAGGGAUGCCUAAGAUUGCACAGUGUGCAUGCUCGUCAAAGAUUAACCAGGAGAUCAGAAAAAUUCUCUUCUCAGAUCAAUACAGAGGUGGAAAUUUCUGAUCAAUGUCACCAAAUUAAUGAUGGACAGUAUUCAAAAGAAAUUAUUACCAGUGCUGCUGAGUCAGGUUCUCUGUCAAGGACAACAGAAUCAGAUGGAGCAUCCACUCUAUUUCUGAACUGGUCCUCAUUAUCACCUGAUGUUUUGUCCAUUGAAACAUUGGGUUCACUAACAACAUUCUUGACGUCUGAAGAGGAAACAAUUUUUUCACCCAAUUUUGAGGAUGGUGAUUCUCAGCUACCUAAUCAUGGUGAUGGAGUUAAAGAUGGAACUUCUGAAUUGCCUAAUUUGGUUGCUGAUGAAGGGGAUAAUGGAAUCACUGGCAUGACUGAUUAUGAAGCUUGCAGUUUGUUGGAUAUCUGCUUCUCAGAUAGUGUUCCUUCUUUACCAUUUGAUAGUUGUAUGGGAUUUCCUGAUGUUUCUUUCCAUCAUUGUGAACUCACUAACUCUGACAUACUUAUUGAUGUGGCGAAGUAUGUGCUGCUGCCAUUCCCUGAGAAGAUAAUGGAAACCAGUGGCAUUCACAGUAAUGAAUCAAUCGAAGAAAUCAUGUUGAACUCAGAUGAUGCGUGCUGUUACAUAGCAACUCAUCAAGAAUUCGACAUGAAUUGUCAAUCUGGUGAUUUGCGAGAAACCGAAUGCUUCAAUCCGCAGUUAGAUUUCAGAUUCUCGCAUCAUAUUCAAGCAAUUCCAUCUGGUUGUCCUUUACUCCCCGAGAAUGAAACACAGGAAAGGAAACCCAUAACUCUUGUGCUUGAUUUAGAUGAAACUCUGGUACAUUCUUCACUAGAGCACUGCGAUGAUGUAGAUUUCACUUUUUCAGUUUUCUUUAACAUGAAGAAGCAAACUGUAUAUGUAAAGAGACGGCCUUUCCUGCAGAUGUUCCUCGAGAGAGUGGCACAAAUGUUUGAAAUUGUUAUUUUUACAGCUAGCCUAAGCAUCUAUGCUGCACAAUUACUUGACAUACUGGAUCCAGAGCAAAGAAUAAUUUCUAGGCGCAUCUAUCGUGAAUCUUGUAUAUUUUCAGAUGGUUGCUAUACAAAAGACCUAACUAUCUUGGGGGUUGACCUAGCCAAAGUUGUCAUCAUAGACAAUACUCCACAGGUUUUCCAUUUGCAAGUUAAUAAUGGCAUUCCGAUUAAAAGUUGGUUUGACGAUCCAUCUGACCUCGCUUUGGUUCAAUUGCUUCCUUUUCUCGAGUCCCUGGUUGAUGCUGAUGAUGUUCGUCCAAUCAUCGCAAAGAAGUUUGAUAGUCUCAAACAGAGACCAACUGAGAGUCAGUGAGAAUCCAGAAAGGGAGCAUCCAAACACCAGCUUUCACAACAUGAUUUAGUCUCAUGCAACAGCAAAAGGACCACCAUAAAGUAGAGGUUCCACCACCACCAUCA